AUGUUUUGUAAUUUAUUUUGUUUAUGUUUUCAUGGCAUUGAUUCACAAUCAAUCGAAAAAACAUCAUUACAAAAAGUUCUUAAAAUUCGAAAUACAUAUCAAACAAAAAAAUUACUUCGUAUUAUUUAUUUUCGUGAAUUUGAUAUGUCAAUUGAUGAAAAUCGUUUAAAAAAAGAUUUUAAAAAUCUUACAGAAUCAUAUGAAAUUGAUUUAAAAAUAAAUAUAUUGAAUCAAUCAACAUCAUUAUUGGUUACAAAAUUAUGUUCAUUAAUAUCUGAAGAACAACGUGAUACAAUAUUGAUUGCAGAUUUAUAUACAAAAGAAAUUGAUUUAAUAUCUCGUUCACUUAAAAUUCCAACAAUUGCUACUACAAAUCGAUAUCAAAUUGUACAAGGCAAACAACAUAAUCCUUAUUUAUUUAAAUUAAUGCCAGAUGCUGUAGAAGAAGCACAAACAGUAGCAUAUGCUUUAGAUGUUCGUUCAGUUUAUACUCGAAUUGCUUUAAUCUAUGAUAUGUCGCUCGAUAUGAUUGAAUAUCGUUUAACAUAUCUUCAUCUUGCUAAACAACAUAUUAUUUAUCGAGCACAUUUACCACGUAUAUCACUUUUAUUUAAUCUUCAUCAUCGUGUACGAAAAAUUAUUUUUGAUUUAAAACAACUUAAUAUUGAUCUUAUUUUAUGUAUGAUGUCAACUGAACGUGAAUUACAAUUUAUACGUUUUAUAAAAGAAUAUAAUAUAUCAUCAGAAAUAGAUUUUUUAUUAAAUAAAACAAGUUGGUGGUUUGCUUCACGUCUUGGUGAAAUACGUAAUUUAACAUAUUUUCCUAAAAUUUAUACAGCUAAUGAAGAUCGUCAAAGAUUAUUAGGACAAUUUUCAAGUUCAAGUAUAAAAAUUUUAUUAAAUGCUGUUAUUAAAACAUAUAUACGUUUACCAAUUUCAUCAUCAUUAUUUAUUGGUACAAGUAAUUGUGCUAUUCAACAAAAUCUAUAUCAAUUAACAAAGACACAUUUAUUUAUUAAAUUAUUUACAAAUUUUACUGAAUGGAAUUGUGAGAUUCGAGUUGGUUCUGGUGUUGAUCCAAUUUUAUUUGAACCUGAAACUCUUGUAUGGCGUGUUCCAACGAUAUUUUUGGUUCAUACCGAACAUUCAUGUCAAGGUAUGCUUACUCGUAUAUACUAUUCAAUAAGUAAUAAUGCCGAUCAAUUAUUUCGUUCAUGUCGUCCAAUAAGUUUAUCAUCACGUAAAAGUUCAACAUCAACUCAUCAAGAUAAUUCAAGUACAAUAACAUCAUUAUCAUCAUCAUCAUCAUUAUCAAAUGCUCUUGUUGAUAUAAAAAAUUAUUAUCAAAUGUUUGGUAAAUUAUCAAAUGAUGGAAAAAAUGAUUGUCAAUAUGUUCAUAUUCAUACACCAUUACAAAAACCAGUUAUUGUUGGUGUUGUUGAACCACCAUAUAUAUUUAUGUCAGAUGAUAAAAUUUCAUCUGAAUUUCAUUGUAAUUAUGGUAUACAUUGUUAUCAAAUUGAUCCAUUAUUAAUUAAUUUUACAAUUGAUUCAAGUUUUUUUCAUAUAAAAAAGACAACAACACCACAUUGUUGUUAUGGAAUAUCAAUUAAUCUUUUAUUACGUAUUGAAGAUUCAAAAUUAGUUACAACAUUAAAAACAACAAAAUUAUUUGUUUUUUUGGAUAAACCAACGAAAUGGUUAGCAUUAACACAAACAUUACAAAAUGGUCGAGCAGAUUUAUCUAUAUCAGCUAUUUCAUAUGAAUCAUUUUUAGCACGUUCAAUUGAUUUAAGUCCACCAUUUUAUCAUUCAUCAUAUGUUAUUUUAACUGUACCAAAACCAACUGGACCAUCAUUAGGCACUUUUUUACAACCAUUUUCAUGGACAACAUGGUGUAUGAUUUUUUUAGUAUUAAAUGCUACUGCUUUAUUUGAAAUGUUUUUUGAAUGGCAUAGUCCUUAUGGUCUAACACCAAGAGGUCGUCGUCGACAUAAAGUAUUUAGUUUAGCAUCAGCAUUAACACUUGGUUGGUCAAUUAUUUUUUCACAUACAUUCAAAACAAAAUCUCCUAAAUGUUGGUCAAAUCGUUUUUUAGGCAAUGUAUGGGGUGGAUUUGGUAUUGUAUUUAUUGCUAUUUAUACUGCUAAAUUAGCUGCAUUUAUGGUUGACAAUGCUCAAACAAAUACUGCAAGUAAUAUUCAGGACAUUGUUGAUAUAUGUCGUAAUAUGCCUCGAUGUACUGUGGGUGUUGUUGCAAAUACAAGUGAUGAAGAAUAUGUAAAAAGAUUUCAUACAAAUACACUUUAUCGUAAUAUACAAUAUGUAUCAUCUUAUGGUCAAGGUAUUGAUUUACUUCGUAGUCAUAUAAUAACAUAUCUUAUUAUGGAUCAUUCAAUGGCAAGAUAUUAUUUAACACGUGAUAUAUUUAAAUUAAUUCGUAUGAGUGAUGAUAAUUUUGGUACAUUUGGUUUAUCAUUAGGUUUUUCUAAAUUUCAAACAGAUUUAAAAGAUAAUAUAACAGAUAUUUUAUUAUCUUAUGUUGAUAAAGGUAUUAUUCAACGUCUUCAUGAUGAUUGGUAUGUCUAUGAAAAUUGUGAAACUAAACUAUUAGAUGAGAAUCAAGAAUUAUCCCUUGAUCGAUUUUUUGGUGUAUUUAUGUUAUUAAUAGGUGGUAUGGUAGUUGGAUUGAUUAUACUUAUAUUAGAAUGGUUGAUAUUUAAGUAUGCUGUACCAUGUUGGCGAAGACGACAAUGGCCUGGUUGGUUAUUUUGUUCUCAACGUUUAUAUGCCAUAUUGAAUGCAUCAAAUGAUGUUUAUAAUAAAGCAUAUCCUUCGCAAAGCAAUGAUUCAUUUACAACUGUUGGAGAACGGCUUCAUAAUUACACAACUCGGCGUGAUAGUUUAGAUUUGCAUGUUAUUAAUGUUCCGAAAUUAUUAACUACAACUUAUCAAUUAAAAGAAAAAAUAAAAAAAAUAAAUGAACAACAACAACAACAGGAACAACAGCAACAACAACAACAAAUAUCAUUUAUUUCUCCGAAUGGUGGUUUACGAUUGAAGAAAGAAAAUUAUGAAAAACUAUUAAUUCGAAAACGUAUUAAAGAACUUGAACAAGAAUUAAAACAUCUAAAAUCACAAUUAAUAAUAAAUUCAACAACAAAUAAUUAA
Molecule: messenger RNA, 3171 nt
Organism: Rotaria sordida
Lineage: Eukaryota; Metazoa; Rotifera; Eurotatoria; Philodinida; Philodinidae
Source: the annotation of a GenBank genome assembly